Messenger RNA from Ichthyophthirius multifiliis, 1975 nucleotides. RefSeq lists its product as hypothetical. The transcript is spliced from 3 exons. NCBI's taxonomy places the organism in Eukaryota, Ciliophora, Oligohymenophorea, Hymenostomatida. Gene Ontology annotation, molecular function: fatty acid binding; acyl-CoA oxidase activity; FAD binding. The record is from RefSeq and is a predicted model, not a curated record. Gene Ontology annotation, biological process: fatty acid beta-oxidation using acyl-CoA oxidase; lipid homeostasis. Gene Ontology annotation, cellular component: peroxisome.
AUGACAUAAUAACUUUAAUUCUGUCCAUUUGAAUUCGCUCAGUUUUUAGAUAAUAAUUGUUUUGAAACUCGUAAAAAAUACAAAGAAUUUUCUAAAGAUCCAAUAUUUAUUCCUCGCAACAAUUUAUCUCUUCGUGAACAAAAAGAUUUAGCUUUACAAAGACUCCAAAUAUUUGCAAAAAAUAAAGUAUUUUCUGUCCAUGAUUUUUCUCAAAAUCCUUUAAACGUAUUUUGCAAUCAUGAAAUGGCAGCCUGGAUUGACGGUUCAUUAGCAACGAAAUUAACUGUUUAAUUGAACUUGUUUGGAGGUACCCUUUAUACUUUAGGAACUGAACGCCAUUUACCUAUAGCUGAAGGAGUUGACAGUUUAUAAACAAUAGGCUGUUUUGCCCUUACUGAACUUGGAUAUGGAAACAAUGCAGUAUAAAUGGAGACUACCAGUACUUGGGACCCUGCAACUAAAGAAUUUGUUAUAAAUUCUCCUUCUGUUUUGAGUCAAAAAUAUUGGAUUACAAAUGGAGCUUUACACUGCAAUUAUGCAAUCGUUUUUGCUUAACUUAUACUUCCUGGUAAUUAAAAAGAAGGUGUACAUGCAUUUUUAGUCAGAGUCAGAAACGCAGAUGGCAGCAUAUGUAAUGGUGUUUAUAUCGAAGAUAUGGGAGGCAAAUUUGGACUUAAUGGGGUUGACAACGGUCGUUUGAAAUUUACAAAUGUUAGAAUUCCUAGAGAAGCUUUACUAAAUAAAUUUUCUGAAAUGUCCCCUGAAGGAGUUUUUACAUCAUCAAUUAAAGAUAAAAGAUAACGUUUCUUAAAGGUUGCUGACAGACUUUUAUCGGGAAGAUUAUGUAUUGCUUCCAUGUUAAUUUCUGGAACUAAAAUAUGCCUUGCUACAGCACUUAGAUAUGCAUCUUAGAGACUCGCAGUUGGACGUAGUGGAAUGUCUGAUACCCCUAUUAUAAACUUUAACCUUUUUCAAAAUUAGGUUUACCCAUUUUUGGCAAGAACUGUGACACUAAAUGUAGCCUUUAAUAAAGUUAAAAUUUUAUACAGUGAUUCUCUUUUAAAUAAGCAAGAAGCUAGUCCUUUCUUAGUUUGUUUAUGUUGUGCUGUUAAACCUCUUAUUACUUGGAAUGCUAGAGAUGUAGGAACGUGUUUAGUUGAAAGAGUUGGAGGAUAAGGUUAUUUAAGUGUUAAUAGGUUAGGUGAUUUACUUCCUUUUGCUCAUUCAGGAAUUACCGCAGAAGGAGAUAAUUCAGUUUUGAUGUAAAAAGUUUCAAAAGAAUUAUUAGGACUUGUUUCUUAGAAAAAAUUCCCUUUUUCAAAGCCUAUAAAUUCUAUAGAUUAAUUAAGAAAAUUAAAUAAUUUAAAUUCUAUUGAAGUUUUGGUCGAUUUAAUUAGAAUUAGAGAAAAUAAAUUAAUUGAAGAAGUAUAAACUAUGACAUAAAGCUAAAUGAAAUAAGGAAAAGAUAUAUAUGAAAUUUGGAUGGAAAAAGAAAAUGCAAGUGUCUAAAAUUUGGCAAAAUCUUUUGGAGAAAGAAUUAUCGCGGACUUUGCUUAAGAUAUGAUAUUAAAAGCUAGACAUGAUAUUAGAAUACCUCUAGAUUUAUGCUUCUAAUUACAUUUAUUAGGAGUUGUUUUAAGCAAUUUAGGAUGGUAUUUAAUUAAUGGAAUUAUUAGUAUUGAAGGAGCUAAAUCACUUGAAGAAAAUAGAAAAAAUUCAAUUAAUAAAUUACAUGGUAUGGCACUUCAUAUUGUAAAUUCAUUUGGAAUUCCUGAACAUUUAUUAAAUGCACCUAUUGCUUAGGAUUAUGAAAAGUUCAAUUCAUAACCUAAUAAUGGUGAACUUAUUUAGAAUGCUAGAUUAUGAUUUUUUUAUAUAUAAUUUUAUUUUUAUUUUAAAAUUUUAAUUGGUUUUUAUUCAUUUAUAUUAUUAAAAAAAAAUGGAUGUUAUAUAUUUAUAAAUUUAAUAUUAAAAC